GUCUAGUAGUGUACAAUGAAAAUAAGUCGUACACCAGAAUUUCUUGUUUACGAGGGUAUUAAUCCGGAUUGACAUCCUUUGUCUCUUGGGGAAAUCAUGGGGUUACGCUUUAACUUCCAUGGCUUUGCAAACAGAGAUAAGGGGUCAAGCCAUUUUUUCGUCUCAAUGGCGUGCUCUAUGGCAGCUAUAUUUGAAGACUUCCUAGAUUGCAAAAAGCACAAUCUGGACAACGUCGCCAAAGCAGCCAUCUUCAAGACACUUGAUCCCAUCACCUUCUCCAAAAUCAAGCAUCUCAAGACUGCCAUGGAGAUAUGGCAAGGUCUUGGGAAGCUAUGUGAGGGAUCAGAGGACUUGAGAAAGCAGAAGAUAGAAGUCCUGCUUGAGAAGUUCAAAGGCUUCAAAAUGCUUCCCGGAGAAUCAUUUGAUAUGUUGGAUGAAAGAUUCCACAAAAUCUUGAAUGAUCUUGCAUCACUUAACCACGUUCUUUCUCCCAAAGAAAAGAAUGUAAGGUUGCUGAGAUCUCUUCCAACUGAGUGGUACACCAAAGCCACAGCCAUGGAAGAAGGAAGAAACCUGGAGAACUACACUGUCCAAGGUCUCCUUGACGAGCUCAGAACCUAUGAGCAUGAGCUGAAGAAGAAGAAGGAAGAACAAGUCACUCCCUUCCCCACGGCAUUGAUGACAACUCCAAGAGUCCCAUCAAGUGAAGGGACAUGCCCAAGAAGCUGUGACACACCUUCCUCCAGCCAGCCGCCAAGCUCAAAAAUGGAGAACUACGAUGAGGAAUUUGCCAUGAUGGUCAAGCAAUUCUGGAAGUUCAAGAAGAAGCCUGGCCACUGGAAGUCAGCAUGCCCGUACCCAAAGGUGGAGAAAUACGGAGAAAGAGAAAGGAACGAGAAGAAAAAGAAGGCAAUGGUUGCUGCUGAAAGUGAUGAGUCAUCCAGCUCAAGCUCAGAUGAAGAAGCCCUCGUUUGCAUGGAGCGCAGAGCUGAGAGGUCCAACCAUGAGGACAGGUGGACUAUGUCAGAAGAUGACACUCUCUGCCUAAUGGCCAAAGAUGAUGCUGAUCAAGAGGUAACCUCACAAACCUCCUGCUCAUCUUCUUAUGAAAGCAUACCAACUUUUGAAAAUCUUUUUGACCAGUUCAAAAAGAUGAUGGUAGAUUUUGAGGAAAUAAAUCUCAAACAUUCAUCCUUAACAGAGGAGAACAAACUAUUGAGUGAAGAGAAUCUCAAGUUGACUGAAGGACGGAAAAGUCAACUGAAUGAGAUCACUCAACUCAAGACUGAAAAUGAAUCUCUCUCUGAAAAGGUGAAAUCCCUUAACAAAGAACUAGGGAUACUUAAGUCCAAAGAAGCAGUGGAUAAGCUUCUUGAAACGACCAAUCAUAAGAGUCGCAAAGGACUUGGGUUUGACCCCUCCAGUUCCAAAAGGAAAGGGAGAACAACUUUCAUCCCUCCUAAACCUACUGCUAAACCAAAUAAGCAGAAAGGAAAGGAAAAGGAGAAACCAACAGAAGUUCCCAAAAAGAUCUCAUCCAGCCGCGGUAGUCGUCUUCCUUCUCCGCCGACGGCGUCUCUUUCCUUCACCAACAUCGUCUUCAUCGUCUGUCGCCUCAGAAGCCGUUUGUGUGGAUGUCGUCUUUGUCGUGGUCAUCAUUCUUCGUCUAGGGUUUAUACCUCCCUUCUCAGAUCGGAUUCUCCUUCCAUCAGAUUUGUGUACCUCGAUCAAAUGAGAGUGCUGGCAUUGUUUGCCAUAAAGGGUGCCUUAUAUGGAUCCUUACAAUGCUAUAGAAAAUCGGAGUGUCAUGUUCAAGGUAUGUGUAAUGCCAAUUUUCCUCUCCGUUGUUGGUCUUUCAGUGAGUCUAGUCUUCAAGGUAUGAAUGUAUUCAAAUAUUCAUGAGCGCUAUUUCUAGUAGAAUAAUUGUUGUUACUUCCAUUCUCAAGUAAUGUCCCUUGCUAUCUGAUGUAGACAGUUUGUAGCAAAUCAGCAGCAACCAAGAAAGUUUUGCUGAGGACGAUUAAUCUUUUUCUAUUGGGUGUCUUUCUUCAAGAUUUCAGGCAUUCUCAAGCAGCAGUAAGAGCUUCAAAGUAAACUUAGUGGGGUUGCUCUUGAGAAAUAGAGAUUGGAGAAUGAGGUAAAACACAUGGAGAUAAAUCAGAAAGACUGAUCUCUUAAGGUGGACAAAUUGCUUCAAAAGUAUGUGUGGAUUGUGUCAAAGAAACAACUCUUUGGGAAAAGUGGAACUAAUUAGCUAAGGAAGAACAUUUUACAGGUAAGUUUUGUCAAUCAUUAAUUAUUAAGAUGAUGUUUGGGUUGUAUUGCCUUCUUUUGCUUGAGCAUUGUUUUCAUGUAGAAAAAUAAAGGAAAAAUCAAGAAUGUGAUUGAAGAGCUGGACGAGAAGAACACUUAAAGUUACUUGGGAAAAAGUUAACAGCUAGGGAUUUAAUUAGAAGGUUACAUGAUGAUAUUUGGUUUUAGUUAUAGUUUGUUCUCUAGAGUUUUGUUUACAAGGUGCUAUUUUCAUUGAAUGUUUUAAGGUUUUGGAGGUAAAUGCUGAACUUUCAUUAAAAAAUAUGUUUAUAGCAUCAGAAUGGCUGUAACUAUAUCAAUACAAAGAAAAUGGAGUGGUUCCUUUGGCUUAGAUUCAUUGCCUUUUGGUAUUUGGUGUAGGUGUGUUGGGACAGCAUUGAUCUUGUUCAGAAUUGGCAUCUCUCACCCCUGUAUAUUGUUAUAUUUGGAGUGGAUGCUUUGUGUGGUUGUGUCAUACACAACCUUCAAUCACCACCUCCACCUCUGUUGUCAUUGUUGCAGCCACUUCAAUCAUCCUAGCGGUGUCAUGGCUAUUAAGGGAGCCUCGGUGUCCACUUUGCAGGACUCGUGUUUGGGGUAUUAUCUUUCAAAAACACCGUUGUGCUUUGUCUAAAUUUGGAAGCACUAAUAUUCUUCAGUUGUUGUUUCAAAUGGUGAUUCUGCCACCAUUAUUAGUGACAAAUUAAGGGAUAUCUCGGUGUCUGAAACAUGUUGAGUUGUAUUAUUUGUUUUCAAUGCUAUCUUAUGUAGUUUAGUAU
Molecule: messenger RNA, 3071 nt
Organism: Cuscuta campestris
Lineage: Eukaryota; Viridiplantae; Streptophyta; Magnoliopsida; Solanales; Convolvulaceae
Source: the annotation of a GenBank genome assembly